Molecule: messenger RNA, 840 nt
Organism: Colletotrichum tamarilloi
Lineage: Eukaryota; Fungi; Ascomycota; Sordariomycetes; Glomerellales; Glomerellaceae
Exons: 1
Coding region: 1-840 (279 amino acids)
Source: RefSeq, a predicted model, not a curated record
AUGGCUACACGAUCAUUAGUCGUAGGAGGAACGGGUGGCAUUGGCUUCGCCAUUGCCUGCCGCCUCGCCGCAGCUUCGGCAUCCUCACAAGUGACUAUCAGUGGCCGCACCGAACCCAAGGACGUCCCUCACCCCAACAUCAAGUUCCGCGCCUUGGACGCAUCUUCCAUGCGCUCCAUCAAGCGAUACACGGACGACUACAAGUCCCUCCAAGACCCACAACUCGACUUGCUCGUCCUCACCCAAGGCAUUCUCACCAUGGCAGGUAGAACCGAGACGUCAGAGGGAAUCGACCGCAAGAUGGCCCUUCACUACUACGGCAGGCAGCUUCUCAUCCGCGAGCUGAGCCCCAUCCUAAAGGACGAUGCCAAAGUCCUCAUCGUCCUUGAUAGCACCCGCGGAAGCCCGACGAAGCUGAUUUGGGACGACUUGGACCUGAAGAAGAACUUCAGCUUGCAAAAAGCAGCGGACCACUGCCUGUCCAUGACGGACGCCAUGAUCCAGGCCUAUGCGGCCGAGAACAAGGACAAGAGGCAACACUUCAUCCACGCGUACCCUGGCAUCGUACAGACCAAUCUCUUCCAUACCAUGCCGUGGUAUCUUCGGACUGCGACAAAACUCCUGACCAAUGUGAUGGGCGUGCCGGCCGAUACCUGCGCCGAGAGACUUCUGGAGGGAGUGGACGGGGCCUCGGGGAAGGACGGCGCAUCUUGGAGUUGUAUCGAUCAAAAUGGUAAGGUUGUCGGCAACAAGGCUAUUUUCACUGAGGAGGAUUUGAAAAAGGUCAAAGAUCACACUUGGAAGACGAUUGACGAGGCACUUGCAGUCCCCAGUGAGUAG